Anneissia japonica is the source of this 9691-nucleotide messenger RNA. Its product is annotated as ras GTPase-activating protein 1-like. Gene Ontology annotation, molecular function: protein binding. The coding region runs from base 76 to 2910 and encodes 944 amino acids. Gene Ontology annotation, biological process: regulation of GTPase activity. The transcript is spliced from 22 exons. NCBI's taxonomy places the organism in Eukaryota, Metazoa, Echinodermata, Crinoidea, Comatulida, Comatulidae. The record is from RefSeq and is a predicted model, not a curated record.
GUCAGGUCAAGGGUUUAUUCCCAUAAUCCAUUCACAAUUGGGGAGGUAGGUGGGGCGAAGUUAAUUUCAGUAAGUAUGGCUGCUACGAUGGCAGCGACGCUUGCUCCGCAGAGCAAUGACGAUGCGCGGAGUCGGCUGUUGGCCACUAGUGGUAGCAGUAUUGAAGAUAUUGACCAGCUAGGAAUCCAACAAGAAGAAUUUGAUCCAUUUGAUGGAAACAAUGAUCAACCGGAUGCAUAUGUUGAUGCGAAUCUUCAAGCUCCUCCCGAGAACGAAUGGUAUCAUGGACGCCUUGAUAGGGCCACAGCUGAGAUGCGGUUGCAGAACAGUGGCAAAAUGGGUGCUUACUUGGUGCGUGAAAGUGAGAGAAAGCCAGGCUCGUAUGUUCUCUCUUAUCUUGGAGUGAAAGGAAUUAACCAUUUCAGAAUCACAGCAGUUUGUGGGGAUUUCUACGUUGGAGGUCGUCAGUUCGAAUCCAUGAGUGAUCUAAUUGGUUACUACACAAACAUAUCUUACAUUCUAAAAAGUGAGAGAUUACAGUAUCCUGUGGCCCCUCCCGAGCCUGUUGAUGAUCGAAAACGAGUAAUGGCGAUACUACCCUACACCAAAGUCCCUGACACAGAUGAGUUAAGUUUCCUUGAAGGAGAGAUCUUUGUCGUUCACAAUGAGUUGGAAGGAGGCUGGCUAUGGGUCACUUCACAGAGAACGAGUGAGAGUGGAAUAGUGGUCAAAGACCUUGUUAAAUACUUGGAUGCUAAUGUGGACCCACAUGAGGGAAAAGAGUGGUUCCACGGAGGUAUUACGAAAGAGGAAGCGGCUGAGUUACUUCUUAAAGACGGUGAUAUUGGAAGCUUCAUCAUUCGUAACAGUGACAAAAACCCAGGUGAUUAUUCACUAUCAUUCCGAGGCCAGGAUGUUAUUCAGAGAUUUCGCAUUCAGAAGUUACAGGAGCAGUACAUGAUGGGUGGCCGGUACUAUAACAGCCUUGAUGAAAUUGUAGAGCAUUAUAUGAAAGAAGAGAUUGUUGAUGGUCAUACCUUGACCGAGCCAGUAAGACCAAUGAGGACAGAGAUGCUAAUGCAAGAGGCUGAGGACCGACCAAAUGUAAACAUGGAUGAAAUACGCAAGAGGAGGAGCAGCGGUCUGUAUCUCAUGAGUGGGGACAAGUCUGUUAUGCAAGGACAUCUCAGCAAAAAAAGCAGUAAACACAAGAAAUGGAAGGAGUAUUAUUUCAUUCUAAAUGCACAAGAACAGCACCUUCUCUUCUUUGAGAAUGACAAGAAAACACGACCCAAAGGUUUGAUUGACCUUAGCUACAGUUCAGUGUACACUGUUCAUGAAAGUCUGUUUGGGCGUCCUAACUGCUUUCAAAUUGUUGUACGUGCUAUGAAUGAUGUCACUAAUUUCUUUCUGAAUGCGGAAACCACAGAGCUUACACAGGCAUGGAUACAAGCUAUACGAUCAUACUGUUCGCGAGUAGCCAGGCCAGCAAACAAGUCCGGCCUAAAACAGCUAAAGAGUUUGGCAUUGACUGUCCUUGAAGCGCAUAAGAUGCCUGCCAAGCAGCUCCCACAUCCCUACUGCGUGAUCUCCCUGAAUGAUGUCAAAGUGGCUAGAACCCAAGUACAAGAAGGCAAUAGACCUAUAUGGAAUGAAGAAUUCAUAUACGAUGAUUUUCCUGAUGAUAUUGACUCAUUCACUAUCGACGUGUGCAAUGGAAGCAAAAAAGCAAAAGCCAUUCCCGUUUGUCGGACAACCGUUCUACUGGAGAAGCUGCCCAGUGGCCAAUCGGUGGACGACUGGUACCCACUUAUAUCAGUCGCCUCACAAAGUAAAGGAGAGAUGGGUUCCAUUCGAGCAAAGAUCCAAUUUGUACAAGAAUUACUAAUGCCACUAGAGGAGUAUAAGGGACUUAAGGAGCUGAUCUUAGCUGAAGAUCAUCACAUCAUAUACGCUUUAGAAGAGGCAUGUGUUAAAGAUAGACCACAGCUGGCUGGGGUUAUUUUAGAUAUCUUUCGACGAGAGGGCCAAGAAAUAGGUCUACUAGAAGCCCUCAAUAGAAGAGAAAUAGAACAUGAAGAGGGUCAAACAACGUUGUUCAGAGCAAACACAUUGGCAACUACGUUAAUGGACCGAUAUAUGAGAACAUCCGCACAAUCAUUUAUCCAUAGAGCAUUACGAGAAGUUGUCAAGAAAAUCAUGGAUGCCAAGCAGUCAUGCGAGUUGAAUCCUGCUAAGCUGGAGAAGGGUGCAGAUGUUUCAGUGAAUCUCGAACAUCUUGUAGGCUUUCUAACGGAAAUUACAGAAUCUAUCUUCAAGUCAACAAACUUUUGUCCUCCAGCAUUGAGAUAUUUAUGUGGAUGUUUACAACGGGAUGUGAAAGCAAAAUGGCCAAGCGAUGAAAUAGUCCAUGCUAGGGUUGUAAGUGGAUUUAUUUUCUUGAGGUUAAUUUGUCCAGCAAUUUUAAACCCUAAACUCUUCAACAUUGUCUCUGAUGCACCAUCACCAAUGGCAAGCAGAACCUUAACAAUUGUUGCCAAGGCGAUACAGAACUUGGCCAACCAGGUGGAAUUUGGUGCAAACUAUAAAGAGCCAUAUAUGGAAGCAUUGAAUCCUUUCAUUGUGCUUAACAAAGGCCGCAUGGUACAUUUUCUAAAUGAACUAGCACAAAGUGUUAAGAAGUGUCCGGCACCACCAGAUAACAACACCAUUGAUUUAGCACGUCAGCUAGCUGCUUUACAUCAGAUUUGUGUUUUCCAUAUCAAGGAUUUGCAGAGAUUAAGUCAAACACAGCCAAGUUUAAAGAAAUUGCUGGCGGUGACAGAGCAGCUGACGAAUAAAAAGAACCAAUACAUGGGAAGGGCACAGGCUAAGCAGGCUGGGAAGGAAACCUACAACACAGUAUCAUGAUCAGGUGCAAUGACGUUGAUGGACGAGGACCAGAACCAACAAAACUGGAAGAUGGACACACAAAGUGACCAUGGAAACACUCAGUUGGAACGAUGCAAUUUAUUUUGAAGUGCUAAUUUAAAGGAUUUUUCUUUUUAUUUCUUUUAAAUUAUUUUAAGUGCAUGGUUAUGUAUUGUGAAUCAUUACAUUUUUUUUUUUUUUUUUAUGUUCGGAGUUUACUGGUAUCUAUGAUGAUGAUGAUAGAUGUCUUGUUAAGCUGGCAGUUUGAACAUAUACAUGUGUGUGUCCCAACAGAGCUGCUUCAGGGCCAGUGGUGGUGUCAUUGAGGUGGCAGCAUGGUUAAUCCCCCAGUCCGACACAAUUCAUCAUAUUAAAGAGAAAUUUCCUUUAGGAAGUAUUUUUGUGCAUAAUACAUAGUAAAAUUUCUCAAACUAGUUUAGAAAAGCCCAGAACUGUCCAGUUUUUUUGUUUUUUUUUCGGAUUUAGACCCUGGGCUUGCUCCAGUACUUCACCUCUCCAAACUCUGCCGGUCUGUUAAGAUUUGUUGAGACCCCCUUCUCUUUGACACCUUAGCUGCUUCUGGUGCUGGCCACUGUUUUGGGCUAUGAGGUACCACAUCCAACUAUGGGCUGUGAGGUACGGCAAGUCAUAUUUUUUAACCGAUAGUAGACUUGUUGGUAAAUCAUUACAAUCCGACUACUAUAUACUUAGUGAAUAUUUACCUGUAUGAUUUAAUAUAUGCCAGUUGCCAUUUGGGAACUUUCCUCGAAAAUAAUUGAUUUUUUUGACCCAGCUGCAUAUCAUAUGUUUUUAAUUUAGGUCAGUUUGCUUAACAGCAAGGUAGAGCACCAGAGAUUUUUGUACUUAGGAAGUGGCUGGCUAUUUUGGGGCACAUUAUUACAUGAAUAUGUUCGACUACCAUAUGAGAAUAACAUAUUUGAUUUUAAGGUAGUCUACUUUAUAUAUUAAGACUAAUUUACAAUCAAAUACAUUUUCAUUUUAUGUAAACCAUGUAUUUAUAUUUAGGUUAGUCAUAACUUUUACUUUUGCGACCUUUAUCCUUCUUUGUAUACUUUUGGUGCUUUUACUGAGUAAAAUAAUGUGUGGAAUCAAUUUUAAAUUACUUUAAUUUUCAAUGUUUUAAAAUGUUUAUUCAACCCUAAGAUGAUGUUUUAACAACUCUGCGAAGACACCAAAGGUUUAGCACUUAAAAUGUUUCUUAACUUGUGUAAAUUUUGAUGAAGUUGAGAACACUAUUAAAUUAGGAAGAAGCAUGAAUUUCAAGGUAGAUAAAAUAGUGCUCAGAUAAACCUUUUAAAAUAUAUAUAUUUUUUAUUAUUUUUUAUUUUUGUUUUACCGGUCAACAUAUUAAUAUGUUUAUCAUUUUCAUUAGCGUUGAAUGAGGUUUAUAUUUUUUAUCUUUCUUCCAGAAGUAAAUCUAAAUAAUUCAAAAAUUGGAUAAAACAUAUAUAUUCAAAAACAACCUAGUCAAUUCAUGAACAUUUUUCCAGAAAAAAAUGAAUUAUCCUGGAAUAAUACAGGUUUAAAAUGGUCACUUUUGGAGAACAAGUACCAAGGUAUUACAUUGUAUUUUGUAUUCAGAAGUAGUUACGCCAUCAUUGUACCAUUAGGUAAAUAUGACUUUGGUAGUACCAUUGGUGUAAUGAAUAAUUGUAUGGUGUUUUGACUUUACAGCCGCUUAUUGCGCAUCUUGUAGAUAGUUGGAUGAUGAUUUAUUGUAAGAUAUCAAACACCUGACAUUCACCAAAUACUGUAGACACUCUGCAUGAGGUUGUGCAUAUUUAAUUUGAAUACUUCCCUAAUUUUGACGACCUAAUGCUAGAGACUGUUUAUUAUAUUUAUAAAACUUAAGUUAAGAGCCUGAUUAUUGCCUUUAAAAAGUUUGCAUGCGAAUGGCUUCUUUAAAAGUUUUUCUCUCUGAAAGAGUUUUUCAACACUUGGUCUCGUGCUAGUGCACUAAUGAAUCUCUAAUUUAUGUUUGUAUCCAAACUUUUCUAUGCAUAAUUAUUCUUGAGAUCACGCAUCUAAUAACAGUAGAGAACAAACACCUACUCCCCUGCCCCACGGAAAUUGAAUAACAUGCAUUCCUAUAUAUUCCCCAUAGCUUGUAAUGUCAAAUGUUUAAUGCAACUCAACUAUCAUAUGUUUAAUUUUUGUCUUCAAACUUUUUCAGUAAUCGUAACUGGAGCACGUGAUCUAGUGAGAAGUAUACAAUUAUCACGUGACAGUAUUUUGAAUUUGUGUGUAAGGAAAAGAUCAGUAUUUUAAAAUUUUUGAAUUUUUGGAAUGUGUCGUAUUGAAAAAAAAAAAAUUUUGAGAACAAUUUGUAACAUUAACAUUUAAAGAUAAUUUCAAAGAUAAAACUUGAUGUUGUCGUUAACGUUGUGAGUAAAUAAUUUAAGAUGUAUUUACUGGACAAUCUUGAUAUUUUAUAGUUUCACUGAAGCAUGGAUAUGUUCCAUAAUUUCAUCACAUAUUUGGAUGUGUUAUAGUACACACUGCAAUUCCAGUUAAUGUUACUGGUAUUCAUGGUUCAUAGAUUAGCAUCUGUGUGUUAUAUAUCAGCAACAGGUUUUGUACUAUUUAUAACAAUUUAAAAAGUGUUUAUUAUUUUUUACUUUAUGUUUUGGUCCUACUAUAAUGUUUUGUGAAAUAUUUGAAUAAUAACAUCAGUACAAGUAUUCAAUGCUUUGUUAAUAUCUAGUGAAAACUUGGAAUGGAAAAGUAAUGGACAUGAAUAUAUUGCCUCUUGUUUUCUCUGCAAUUUUUAAUUGGUUAAAAUUGUCUCUUGUGUCAACACUGUACUUUGGUAAUUUUCGGUAAUUGUCUGGAAAUAUUGUAGGUAGCAUAUUUAGAGAUACUGUACUCGCGUGAAUAAGUGCCCCAUUUGAAUAAGCGCUGCCUUAAUAAUAUAAAAUUUUCUUUUUAGCAAGCCGAUAAUCCAAUCAAUCCUUGGACUGUGGUUGUUGGCGUGAUCUGAGCUGCAGAGUGGAAUCACAUUCUUCUUAGGUCGGUAUCACAAUGAGGAUAUUUCUUUUGGACAGAUCAGAGCUCCGAUCCCUGGACAGACAGUACAUUUCCUACUUUCUUCUUACAUAUUUGUGUAGGCCUAGUCCUACUCAUCUUUUUCUUCUUCCGACAAUUUGCACCUUUAGCACAUUCUUGUCUGUUUUCAAGAAAAAUCCUGCCAUCCUGCUAAUCUCAAUCGGCCGAUGGCCAACAAGCUAACCACUACCCACCAACACUAAUUGCAUCCGCUAUUCUGCUGUUACAUAAAUAUUCCCAGCAUUGUUGUCAUGAACCAUGUUCUCUGGACGAUUAUCUUUUCCGCCGCACCACCAUUCGUAAUGUCCUUAUAUAAUCUUUUUUCAUUCAAAAAGUGCCUCUUGAAUUUAGUAAGUUCCCAUAAGAACCCCUCGAUUUUCAUCUAUUUCCAUAAGUACGCCCUCAAUUUCCACUCUGUUUUCAUAAGCGCUCCGUUUAAAUAAGAGCCCCGUCCGAAUAAGCGCCCCUUAGAAAGUGCUAAAAAUAUUUUAAGCGCCCAGGUGCUUAUUCGUGUGAGUACGGUAAAUAUUUUCUAAGCCACAUAGUAAGGAGAAUGAUUUUAGAAGGCAGCUGAUUGAAGGACACACAAAGUGACAUAAACAAGAGAAAAGAGAACAAGAGGAAAAUUAGAGAGGUGAAUUAAACCACAUUAACAGAACAAGCAUAGUACUCACAAGUAGUUAGACAGAAAGGAGUGGCUUCCAACCUUCUACAAGAGGAAGGAAAUUAUGAAAAAUUCUCUAAGCUACAUUGGAUUGUAAUUUUUGUGGAUAAAGAUUGUGAAUCCCUCUCAGGAAGUUUACAGAGGGCUUAAGUGAGUACACAUCUGCUGCUCAAAGAUACCCUGGCUCCAAAUUCUUUAAAGGAAGCUGUAUUUAUUUGUUAGUAGGGUGCAUAGCUAACAAAGGUUAGCCUAACUCACUGUGUUCUACACAGAGUUACUAUACAACUAUGACGGAAGAUCAUUUUCAUUCAUACUACAUGAUAAUAUCGUAUAUGUUAGACCUAUCAUGAAUGGUGUAUAAACCACUGUGUGCUUGAUACCGUAAGUAAUCUGGGCAUAGUUAACAAAUGUGUUUGGAUUGAACACCAAGAUAGACAUAGGUGAUUAUAACAAAUCAUGUUGAAAUUUGUGGAAACAUUGGUUUAAAAAAUUUUAAUUAGUUUUUUUCAAAUCUAUUUUCAAUAUCAAAAUGAUGGAUGUAGCACUGAACGUGAUGUGUACCCAGUGUGCAAUGAGCAGAUGAUCACUGUGUAUUAAUUAAAUAGUCAAGACACUUUCUUUCACAGAAUUGACAAUCAGUAAUUUUGUAAACCAUUUUCAUACUUAUUAUUUGUAUAGUUGUAGAUUGUCUGCAGACUGACAUAUACUAGGCAGAUGUUCCAAUACCAUAAUGACAAAGAUAUUUUUUUUUUCUUUUUGUUGCUUUUUCCAGUAUAGAACAAUUUAUUUUUUCUGAAUUUUGAUAUGUUGUCAGAGUAAAAGAUCCACGUAAGAUAAGAGGGCUGUAGGUCUAUACUAUCAAAAUCUAAUCAGAUUUUAUCUGCUGAGUCUAACAGACAAACUUGUUCAAUAAUAUUUUGUCAGAUUACUCUAAUUGUAUUUUUGUUAUAUAGUAUUAUAGUGAAAGUGUAUAUCUUUGGUAUCAUUUUUCACAAGAAAAUAGUUGAUGUGUGUAUUUUAUAAUAUACUGCUGGUACAUUCAAAUAAUCAAUGUUAAUACAAGUAACAAAUUUGUUCAAAAUAAGUGCAUUUUAGUAUGUUUGCUUACAAAUUAGUUCAUAUAUCUAAGUAUUGUACCAGGUCAUUUUAUCGAAAUGCAGAUGUUAGCUACAGUAUUAGUAUAAUUACAUAUCAGAUCUAAAGGUAGAAAUACAGUGGAAAUUCUAUUGAACGGAGGCCGCCCCCAGUGCAGGAGAUAAUGUGGUAUCUGAAUGGAAUGGUCUCAUAAAAAGUUGGGCGCAAUAUUAAAGGAUAGGAUUUAUUUAUACGUAGGUACAUGGGAGAUUGCUGUUCUUUAACAGGGCUGGAGGAACGUUUUUUAAAGUGGGACCCCCACUCUUUCUUUUCUUGCAUUUCUUUCUAAUCAUACAAAAAUCUGCGUAGACAUUAUAUAUUUUCUGCCAAAAAGUUGGGAGGGGGCCCCCUUAAGUCUGCCGGUUCCGCUGGCCAUGUUUUACUGAGGUGGUACUAUUUAAGGCAUGCCAUCCCAAAACCAGCAUAUGGUUGCUAAAAGUUAAACUAAGUAAUUAGCAUAAGGGUGUGGCUGUAUUGUAUACUUUAGUACAGAGAACUGUAUUGCUUUUACUCAGAACUUCGGCAAUUUAAGUCGAUUACAAUAAAUGACCCAUCAUUUUAAGACUUAUAAUGGGGAGAAUAUGAAUAUAUUGAGUUUUUAUUUUUUGGCCAUUGAUGCUAGUUUUGGGAUGGCAUACCCCAUUUAGAGUUUCCACUGUAUAAUUAUAACACAAUGUUGUUUUAUAUUGAUUGAUGUUAAUGCAUUAUACAUAUUAAGCUUCGAAAUUGUCAUUGUACCCACUCCUGAAGAACAAACACUUAAUCUAGUAAUUUUAAUUGAAUUAAUGAAUAUAUUAUCUUGACCAGGUAGAAAAGAUAGCAUUAAUUUACUCAACAUAACAUGCAUACCUGCUGCUGUUGCUAAUGAUUAAUGAUUAAAUUUUGUUGAAAUUUCUUAUAUGAUUAUUGUUCCAUAUAUUGCAACUUCACAUUUUUUACCUUUUAUUCUGUACCUAAAUAAUCUCCAAGUUUGUUUUGUUGUGUAUUAUUUGUAAGAUUAUUUUAUUUGUAUACACCAAAAAUGUGUUUAAUUUGUUAAGUAUUGUUUAUGAAUUCCAUAAAAUAAUUAUAUUUAGUUUGAUUAAGACCAAGCCUAUCUGUUGUAUGUCCUAUGAAAGAUAUUUUUUAAAAUGCUGGAAAAUGUAAUAUUUGGCCUAAUCCUCCAGGAUUAAUUUGCCAAGUUGAGUUUGACCAUUCCAUGAAGAUAGGGUUAACAAUUCGUGGGAAUGUGCAAUCGCCUGUUGAUCAUCACAAAUGGUGAUGUCAUUAUUAGAAAUAACCUGUUGUGCUUUGUGGCGUUUUUCAUGACAAAAUUGUGUCGCAUAUGAAACAUUUGGAAUUGCAGCCUCGUAUUGCAUGGAACCCUCUUUAUUACACUUGAAUACGUGGUACAGUUAAGUCAUGCGUAAUAUUACUAUAAAAUGCAGACUGCCGUACCACACCUGUGUCGUAUGUUAUUUAUAUAGAUACUUAUACUAUUGAUUAAUGAGACAGUAAGGAAUGUUAAUUUGUAGGUGCGCAAGGGCCUAUGAAUCCGGUAAUUAAACCAGUACAGUCGCCCAACCCUGUGUAUUUGUAGUGUGGAGCCGUUGUAAAACAAGCACCCUCAGCAUUAAUAUCCAAGUUCAGUUUUGCCUACCGGCUAUUGUACUCCCUUUCUGUUAGAAAUCUGUAAAUGGAAAAUCUUGAUAGUGAGUAGUAGCGCAUUCUGUGUUGUUACAAUUUUCAUAAAGUCGGUCUUGUUUUUGAGAGAAGAAAAUAAUUGACUAUUAAAAUGCACUGGACAGAAUUUAGGCAGGAAAUGAUUAUCUAGAAGGUUAACGACAAGUAUGGUUCAAAUAUCGUGUAUAUGAAAAGAACAGAUACCAAAUAUAACGAGAGGAAGUGAAAAAAAUAAAAAGUGUAGAAUAAAACCAA